AUGGCGUCGACGUUCUUUACCUGGCUGCGCUCUCCUGCUGCUCGUGAAUACUUCUUCAGCACCCACUUCUGGGGACCGGUCGCAAACUGGGGACUGCCGCUGGCUGCCUUGGCCGACCUGAAGAAGGAUGAGGACGUUAUUUCGGGGGCAAUGACAACCGCCCUUGCUUCUUAUUCUAUGGUCUUCAUGCGCUUUGCUUGGCGUGUGCAACCACGAAAUUACUUGCUCUUCGCUUGUCACGCAACAAAUGCGACCGCGCAGACCGUCCAGGGCGGCCGUUUCAUAAACUAUUGGUACAUGGGUGGCAGAGAAAAGGCACAGUCAGACAAGGACAUAGUUGCAAAAUAG
Messenger RNA from Fibroporia radiculosa, 348 nucleotides. RefSeq lists its product as uncharacterized. The record is from RefSeq and is a predicted model, not a curated record. The transcript has 5 exons. Gene Ontology annotation, biological process: pyruvate import into mitochondria. Gene Ontology annotation, cellular component: mitochondrial inner membrane. NCBI's taxonomy places the organism in Eukaryota, Fungi, Basidiomycota, Agaricomycetes, Polyporales, Fibroporiaceae. The coding region runs from base 1 to 348 and encodes 115 amino acids.